This is a messenger RNA of Colletes gigas, 2143 nucleotides long. RefSeq names its product neuroligin-1 (gene NLG-3). Lineage: Eukaryota; Metazoa; Arthropoda; Insecta; Hymenoptera; Colletidae. Gene Ontology annotation, cellular component: synapse; postsynaptic membrane; cell surface. Bases 1 to 2058 code for a protein of 685 amino acids. The record is from RefSeq and is a predicted model, not a curated record. Gene Ontology annotation, biological process: synaptic vesicle endocytosis; neuron cell-cell adhesion; modulation of chemical synaptic transmission. Gene Ontology annotation, molecular function: signaling receptor activity; neurexin family protein binding. The transcript is spliced from 11 exons.
AUGCGCGACGUGGAACUAUCAAGUGUCACCGGCGCGAGGGACGGGGCUGGUAGGAGAUACCCGGUGAUCGUGUUCGUGCAUGGAGAGAGCUACGAAUGGAGCAGUGGCAACCCUUACGACGGCAGCGUCCUAGCGAGCUACGGCAGCGUCGUCGUCGUCACCAUAAAUUACAGACUCGGCAUUUUAGGCUUUCUAAACGCCAACACGGAUUCGCACUUACGAUCGCCGGCGAAUUACGGGCUGAUGGACCAGAUCGCGGCGCUGCACUGGGUGCAGGAAAACAUCGGUUACUUCGGCGGCGAUCCUGGGAACGUGACGUUGAUCGGCCACGGGACUGGCGCCGCCUGCGUCAACUUCCUGAUGACCAGCCACGCGGUACCGGACGGACUGCUGUUUCAUCGCAGCGUUUUAAUGUCUGGGAGCGCGCUUUCGCCGUGGGCAUUGGUGAGGGGAGCCGCAAAUUACGCUCUGCAGGUUGCUAAACAUCUAAAUUGCUCGUGGGCCGCGGAUGAUCCCCAGGCGUUGCUAAGAUGCCUGAGGGAAGUGCCACUGGAUGCGCUGGUGUCGGUGCCCGUUAAAGGGUUGAAAUUCGCCCCAGCUUUCGGUCCCAGCAUAGACGGCGUCGUGAUUGAUCCCGGUGAUCCACAGGAUCAGGACUUCACCCUGCAAGUCGACACGAUCAAUACGCUGAAUAACAUUUUGCUCCGGAAGGACGUCAUAGCCAAACUCUCGAGGUACGAUCUUAUGAUCGGUGUUGUACGAUCGGAAGCAUAUUUUUCUUUGACCGCCGACGACGCAUAUUACGGGAUCGAGGCGGACAGAAGAACAAAAAUUCUCAGGGAAUUUGUUCGAAACACCUAUACGUAUCACCAAGCAGAGAUCCUAGCAACCAUAAUCAACGAGUACACGGACUGGGAACGGCCCGUACAACAUCCAUCUAACAUUAAAGACGAAACCCUCGAAGCUUUAGGCGAUGCCAACACUGUGGCACCAGCUACGAGAACAGCGGACCUCCACAGUCAAGCUCAUCGAAACUCUUACCUCUAUGUGUUCGACUAUCAAACGAAAUUCGGUGAUUAUCCACAGAAAUCGGGCUGCAUUCACGGCGAGGACCUGCCAUACUUUUUCGGAGCACCCAUUGUGGGUGGUUUGUCCCAUUGGCCGAGGAAUUACACCAGAGCCGAGAUAGCCCUCUCCGAGAGCGUGAUAGUCUACCUGACGAACUUUGCACGCACGGGGAAUCCGAACGAGGGCACGCCGGACAUCGGACCGAUGAGACCGGAACGAACGAAGUUCAAGAACAUCGAUUGGGCCGCUUACGAGGCGGUGCACAAGAACUACCUGAGCAUAGAUCUCAAGCCAAAGCUGAAGACCCACUACAGGGCGCACAGGCUCUCGUUUUGGCUCAACCUCGUCCCCGACCUCCACAAGCCUGGCUCGGACGAGGUUCCCAGGUCCCAUCAUCUUCUGGACACUGAACAGGUGCCGCCAAGGUUCAUCCAAAGGAUACCAACGACAACCAGGAUGACAACAGCGGAGACAACCCUCGCGGAGAAGCCAAUGAACGUGUCCACGGCUAUACCCAGCGAACUGGCGUUCGAGGACUCGACUGCACAGCCGGAGGACGGGUUCGCGGCCUAUUCCACAGCCCUGAGCGUGACGAUAGCGAUCGGUUGCAGCCUGUUGAUCCUGAACGUGCUGAUAUUCGCGGGCGUCUACUAUCAGAGGGACAAGAGCACGCAGCACAACUGUUCGAAGAAACGUCAGGAGAACGGACAAAUGCCUAACAAUAUCUGCGGUGACCUGGAGACGAAGACCGCGGAGAGACAUCACAUCCAGCACAUCCCACCGCCGGAGUUCGCCGAUCUGCAGAACAACAGCUGUCACGUGCCGAUGCCACCGCCCCCGCCAAAGAAUACCAAGCCUGGAAAACCGGGACAGAACCUGAUCAUCAGCCCCAAUCAGCUUCAGCAGGAGAGUAUGGCGAUGACUGGCACGGGGACUCUGAAGAAGGGGCACAAUCAUCAGCAACAGGUCAUGGACGAGCUAAGAGUCUGACUCCACGAGUACUUUGCAGGCGAAGCUGAACAGUUGUGGAUGAUUCACAGCCUGGACGAAAAAUCGGGCAAGGUGUCCCUUGAAU